AUGGGGAAGGCGGACAAGUACGAGAUGUACUCGGUGGAAAUGGAGAAACAUCCUGGUGGGGAAAUGGAUGUCAAGAUCAAGAAGAAGAAGAAAGGGGAAAAGAAGAAAGAGAAGUUGGAGAGUAUGAAGAAAGAGAUGGAUGUGGAUGAUCACCAGUUGUCCAUAGAAGACCUGGAGCUCAAGCAUCGGACCAGCGUCACCAAGGGCCUGAGCAGCACUGUGGCAGGAGAGAUCCUUCUUCGUGAUGGCCCCAAUGAGCUGAAGCCCCAGGGCACUCCUGAGUAUGUGAAGUUUGCCCGCCAGCUGGCCGGGGGGCUGCAGUGCCUCAUGUGGGUGGCAGCAGCCAUCUGCCUCAUUGCCUUUGGCAUCCAGCUCGGGCAAGGUGACCUCACCAGUGCAGACAACCUAUACUUGGCUAUUGCUCUCAUUGCUGUCGUGGUUGUGACCGGCUGCUUCGGUUACUACCAGGAAUUCAAAAGCACCAACAUCAUUGCGAGCUUCAAGAAUCUAGUGCCGCAGCAAGCCACAGUGAUUCGAGAUGGGGACAAGUUCCAGAUCAACGCCAAUCAGCUGGUGGUGGGAGACCUGGUGGAGAUCAAAGGGGGAGACCGAGUCCCAGCAGACAUCAGGAUUAUCACCUCGCAAGGCUGCAAGGUGGAUAAUUCCUCUCUGACUGGGGAAUCAGAGCCUCAGACAAGAGCCCCCGAGUGCACCCACGAGAGCCCCCUGGAAACUAGAAACAUUGCCUUCUUCUCUACCAUGUGCUUAGAAGGCACAGCCACGGGUAUCAUCAUUAACACUGGAGACCGUACCAUCAUUGGGCGCAUUGCCAGCCUGGCUUCGGGCGUGGAGAAUGAGAAGACGCCCAUCGCCAUCGAGAUAGAGCACUUUGUCGACAUCAUUGCCGGCCUGGCCAUCUUCUUUGGGGCCACCUUCUUUGUGGUCGCCAUGGUGAUUGGAUACCCCUUUCUUAAGGCCAUGGUCUUCUUCAUGGCCAUUGUGGUGGCAUACGUCCCCGAGGGCCUUCUGGCAACUGUCACUGUUUGUCUUUCCCUCACAGCCAAACGCCUGGCCCGGAAGAACUGUGUGGUGAAGAACUUGGAGGCUGUUGAGACACUGGGCUCAACUUCCGUCAUCUGCUCUGAUAAAACAGGGACUCUCACCCAGAACCGCAUGACUGUCUCCCACCUUUGGUUUGACAACCAGAUCCAUACAGCGGACACCACAGAAGAUCAGUCAGGGCAAAGUUUUGAUCAGUCCUCUGAGACGUGGAGAGCUCUCUGCAAAGUGGUGAGCCUCUGCAACCGAGCCUUUUUCAAAUCAGGCCAGGAUAGCGUCCCUGUCCCAAAGCGGAUCGUCAUCGGAGACGCCUCAGAGACAGCCCUGCUGAAGUUCUCCGAGAUCACCCUGGGCAAUGUGAUGGAGUACCGGGACCGCUACAAGAAAGCCUGCGAGAUCCCCUUCAACUCUACCAACAAGUUCCAGCUGUCCAUCCAUGAGCUCGACGACCCUCGAGACCAGCGCUACCUGAUGGUGAUGAAAGGAGCUCCAGAGCGCAUCCUGGAACGCUGCUCCACCAUCAUGAUCAAAGGUCAAGAGCUGCCCCUCGAUGAACAGUGGAAGGAGGCUUUCCAAACAGCUUACAUGGACCUUGGCGGUCUGGGCGAGCGUGUCCUGGGCUUCUGCCACCUGUACCUUCCCCAGAGCGAGUUCCCACGCGGCUACAACUUUGACAGCGACGAGAUGAACUUCCCCACCAGUGGGCUCUGCUUUGCAGGCCUCAUCUCCAUGAUUGAUCCACCCAGAGCCACAGUGCCCGACGCCGUCAUGAAAUGCCGCACCGCUGGCAUCCGGGUGAUCAUGGUGACAGGAGACCAUCCCAUCACCGCAAAGGCCAUAGCUGCCAGUGUGGGCAUCAUCUCUGAGGGCAGCGAAACGGUCGAAGAUAUCGCUACCCGCCUGCGAAUUCCCGUGGAGCAGGUCAACAAGCGGGAUGCCCGAGCCUGUGUGGUCAACGGGGGCCAGCUGAAAGACAUGGAGACCGAGGAGUUGGUGGAGAUCCUCAAAAUGCACCCAGAGAUGGUCUUUGCUCGCACCUCCCCACAGCAGAAGCUCAUCAUUGUGGAAAGCUGUCAAAAAUUGGGUGCUAUUGUGGCAGUAACAGGAGAUGGGGUGAAUGAUUCCCCAGCACUGAAGAAAGCUGACAUUGGUGUGGCAAUGGGCAUUGCCGGAUCCGACGCAGCCAAGAACGCUGCUGACAUGAUCCUGCUGGAUGACAAUUUCGCCUCCAUCGUCACUGGCGUCGAGCAAGGGCGCCUGAUCUUUGACAAUCUCAAGAAAUCCAUCGCGUACACCCUAACCAAGAACAUCCCAGAGCUGACACCCUAUCUGAUCUACAUCACUGUCAGUGUCCCACUCCCCCUGGGCUGUAUCACCAUCCUGUUUAUCGAGCUGUGCACAGACAUUUUCCCCUCAGUUUCUGCCUAUGAGAGGGCUGAGAGUGACAUCAUGCACCUGAAACCACGCAACCCUCGACGGGACCGUCUGGUCAACGAAGCGCUAGCAGUCUAUUCCUACUUCCAGAUCGGUGCGUAUUAGAGCUGGAAGGGCUUCUCUGAAUUUUUCAAUGACAAGUACGAGAUGUACUCGGUGGAAAUGGAGAAACAUCCUGGUGGGGAAAUGGAUGUCAAGAUCAAGAAGAAGAAGAAAGGGGAAAAGAAGAAAGAGAAGUUGGAGAGUAUGAAGAAAGAGAUGGAUGUGACUUUUGGGCAGCGCCUGUACCAGGAGUACACCUGCUACACCGUCUUCUUCAUCAGCAUUGAGAUGUGCCAGAUCGCCGACGUGCUCAUCCGCAAAACGCGACGCCUUUCUGUCUUCCAGCAGGGAUUCUUCCGAAACAAAGUCUUGGUGAUAGCCAUCGUGUUCCAGCUCUGCCUGGGCUGCUUCCUCUGCUACUGCCCUGGGAUGCCCAACAUCUUCAACUUUAUGCCUAUAAGAUUCCAGUGGUGGCUUGUGCCGCUACCCUAUGGCCUUCUCAUCUUCGUCUAUGAUGAAAUCCGAAAGCUGGGAGUCCGGAGACACCCUGGAAGUUGGUGGGACAAAGAACUCUACUACUAAAGGCGAAGCUUCUUUUGGAUGGAGCUUUUUCCCAUUUUCCCUGCUUGUGCAAUGGAGACAAGGAAAUCAAGGAUUUGCUUCGGUCAUCAACAACUGCUGAGCCAAGCCUGCCACGUUCCACACCACAGAAUCAAAGAAUCGUAAGGUUGGAAG
Molecule: messenger RNA, 3270 nt
Organism: Podarcis muralis (Common wall lizard)
Lineage: Eukaryota; Metazoa; Chordata; Lepidosauria; Squamata; Lacertidae
Source: RefSeq, a predicted model, not a curated record